Messenger RNA from Brenthis ino (lesser marbled fritillary), 531 nucleotides. Lineage: Eukaryota; Metazoa; Arthropoda; Insecta; Lepidoptera; Nymphalidae. The record is from the annotation of a GenBank genome assembly.
AUGUUUAUUGUUAAGGAAGUGGAUUCUGACAUUUCACCAGAAGAGCUUAAAUCUAUAAUUAUUAAUCAAAAUGACUCAAUUAAAAAUUACAUUAAAGACAAUAGUGACCUAGAUUUCAAAUUUAAACGCCUUAAUAAAAACGAGAAAUUAUACAAUGCAGUAUUUGUUACUGCACCAUAUUUAUGUCGCACUAUUCUAAAAUCUGAAAAGUUAAAUGUCGAUCAUCGACGCUUAUACAUCGAGGAAUUCACUCCCUUACUCCAAUGCUUUAGAUGUCUUAGCUAUGGUCACACCCGUAAACAUUGUAAGAACAAUGAUACUCACUGCUCCCAUUGCUCCGAAUCUGGUCACGAGUACAACGACUGUCCAGUGAAGAAGGACCCUUCCAAAGUCAAAUGCCAUAACUGUAAAACUUUUGCUGAAAAGAGCAAUAGGGGCAGUGAUAAAUUAGAUCAUAGCGCCACAUCUGACUCUUGUCCGAGGAAACAAACCAUGAUCGUCCGCACUCGUACUAGGAUCGAUUAUGGAUCA